Messenger RNA from Onychostoma macrolepis, 1128 nucleotides. RefSeq names its product regulator of G-protein signaling 9-binding protein. NCBI's taxonomy places the organism in Eukaryota, Metazoa, Chordata, Actinopteri, Cypriniformes, Cyprinidae. The transcript is spliced from 3 exons. Gene Ontology annotation, cellular component: neuron projection. Gene Ontology annotation, biological process: G protein-coupled receptor signaling pathway. The coding region runs from base 154 to 891 and encodes 245 amino acids. The record is from RefSeq and is a predicted model, not a curated record.
UACAAAUACAAGGAGGUUGGCAGAAGUGUCUCCAACGGAUGUAAUCACGCUGAGAAGCAGGACUGUCAAAACAACUCGCAAGUUUCCGAAGGCUAUGAAAUAAAACGGAUUUCUUUGAAGCUCAGUUACCAGUCGUUCACCACAUGAGUGGUAAUGAAUCGCUGGAGGCAGUCAGUGGUGGAGAUCCAAACCAGAAAGAGGCAGGUGAAUGAAUGCGAGCGGGCACAGGCCGCCCUGAGCAAAGUGACAGCCUGCUUCCAGCAAAUGGCCACCUCCUUGGGGAGCAACAUGGAUGGGAGCUUCCUUAGAGAGGAGCUGGAGGAAACCAGGGCAGUAGCUCAUAAAAUAUGCUCAGGGCUUCACCGGAGGCUGCUAAGUCUGCUGAUAGAAAUGGAGCAAGGACAAGAGGACAAAGAACAGGUUGAACGACUUUGGGUGAUCUUCUUGUCCAGCUUGGAAAACUUCCAGCAGGACCUAAAGAAGGUUAGAGUCUUGCGAGAAAUAUUCCCUCUGACCCAGCGCAAAGAUCGACGAGCCCUCAUCAACGCAGGUUAUGCAGGUGGAACGUCAGAAGUAGCAGCUCGGGCAGCCAUGGUGCAAACACCAUGGUUAUCAUUAGAGGAGACUGCAAGCCCAGACCUAAAGAACCACAUAGUGGAGGUUGAUGUUCUGCUUGAAGAAAUGCUUCAAAGAGUUAAUGUUCCACUGUGGUCUGUUGAACCCACACAAGAAGCCUGGGUAGAAGGCGUUUCAACCCAAGAUGGUGGGCAAGAAGAGGACGAAAGCUUGGAGGACAUCAUGGAAGUGGAGGUGGUGUCUCAAAAUAAUACAUCAGGCUGUUGCAAUCACCACAACUGCAAAGUAGGCUGUCUACUAUGUCUGCUUAGCUAGUUUCUGGAACUGGCUUAAACAGAAGUUUUGAAAUUGAGACAUGCAUUCUGCAAUAACUUUUUUCAAUACACAUAAGUUGCAGUUGUUGACCAUUAUACUCUGUAAACCUUUAAAUUCAAUACAGAAGAUUUUAUGAUCAUAUAUGAUCAGUUGUGCGCUACAAAGUCUUUAAAUUCUAUAUCUCAAAAAUGCUAAUAAUAAAAAUUUUGUAAUGUUCUGGUUGUACUUCCCCUCCGU